Messenger RNA from Ogataea haglerorum, 1020 nucleotides. RefSeq lists its product as uncharacterized. Gene Ontology annotation, cellular component: cytoplasm. The coding region runs from base 1 to 1020 and encodes 339 amino acids. Lineage: Eukaryota; Fungi; Ascomycota; Pichiomycetes; Pichiales; Pichiaceae. The transcript has a single exon. The record is from RefSeq and is a predicted model, not a curated record. Gene Ontology annotation, biological process: pantothenate biosynthetic process. Gene Ontology annotation, molecular function: 2-dehydropantoate 2-reductase activity.
AUGUCUAAACCGAACGUGCUUCUUAUAGGACCCGGCGGUGUUGGUACCAUUGUGGCCUACGGUAUUGAUUAUGCUGGCAAGUCGAAUCUCUCUGUGGUGGUGAGAAGAGACUACCCAAAAGUCAAGGAUCAAGGCUGGGAGAUCAACUCGUGCAACUACGGCACCAUUAAGGGCUGGAAACCGGCUGCCGUGUACGAGUCCGUGGCUGCGGCAGGCGAAGCAGGAGUUACCUACGACUACGUUGUGAUUUCCACCAAAUGUCUUCCUGACAUUGUCAAACCUGAGGUCCUCGCGGAACCUGUCAUCACUCCUGGAAAAACCGUGGUGGUUCUGGUGCAGAACGGCUUUGACUUGGGAAGGCCGUUCAUUGAGAAGUACCCAGAAAACGUCUGUCUCUCUGGAGUCUCGCAUAUUGGCUCUCACAACCAUAACGGUGUCAUUUCGCACAUCCAGCCAGACAAGGCUGUUAUCAGUGUGUUCGACAAUCCCAACCUCGACAAGGACUUCCAGGUGGAAAAGGCAAAGGAGUUCAUUUCCCUCUACAGCAACGAUAAGAACGACGUCUCUUACUUUGAGGACGCCAAAUGGUACAGAUACAGAAAGCUGGUGUACAAUGCUACGUUGAACACCGUGUGUGCUCUCACGGGCGUGGACACUGGGAGAUUGGAUCUCUCCGGCACUCUCGAGUCCGUGUCUAUUCCUGCUAUGAGAGAGGUUGUGAAGGUUGCCAAAGCCGACGGUGUCGAGCUUCCAGAGGACGUGAUCAACACUGUUGUCCACUCCGACGACGGCGACUGGUUCGAGCCGUCGAUGCGUGUGGAUGUGAAGAAGGGCAAUCCUAUUGAGCUGGAGGUGAUCCUGGGCAACUUGUUAAGGGUUGCCAGAGAGCUCAAUGUCGACACGCCUGUGCUGUCUUUGCUUUAUGAGCUUCUGAAGGCGGUCCAAUUUCGACUCAAGGAGGGACAGGGGCUGAUCUCCGUUCCUGAGGAACGCCCAAUAUCUACUAGAUACUAUAGCUAA